AGUCAGCAGCGAUUAAUCGAAUACUCUAGCAUUCUUAGAAACAAUAUGGCAUUGAUUCCAAGCUUCUUCGGCAACCAACGCAGCGGUAUCUUCGAUCCCUUCUCUCUGGAUGUUUGGAAUCCAUUUAAGGACUUUUCUUCACUCUCCACUCGUUUCCCUCAAGAAACCUCUGCUAUUGUCAACACGCGCAUAGACUGGAGGGAAACCCCGGAGGCUCACGUGUUCAAGGCCGAUCUUCCUGGGCUCAAGAAAGAAGAAGUGAAGGUGGAGAUCGAAGAUGACAGGGUGCUUCAAAUUAGCGGAGAGAGGAAUGUAGAGAAGGAAGACAAGAACGAGACGUGGCAUCGUGUGGAACGUAAUAGUGGGAAGUUCUCCAGGAGGUUUCAGCUACCGGAGAAUGUGAAUAUGGAUCAAAUUAAGGCUUCUAUGGAGGACGGAGUCCUUACUGUUACUGUUCCCAAGGUUGAGGUUAAGAAACCUGACGUCAAGGCCAUUGAAAUCUCUGGUUAAAACAGUGAAUGUACUCUCUAAGAACAACGUUGUGGAUUGUCUACAUGAAAUUCAUGUAAACGCAAUGGAGUUUUGCUAAGAAUUAACAAUGUAACACGUUGUCAUAUUGAAAUAUAAUACUGGAUUUUUAGUAAUUGUAAUAAAUAAUG
Pistacia vera is the source of this 659-nucleotide messenger RNA. RefSeq names its product 18.2 kDa class I heat shock protein-like. The record is from RefSeq and is a predicted model, not a curated record. Bases 46 to 510 code for a protein of 154 amino acids. Gene Ontology annotation, biological process: protein folding; response to heat; protein complex oligomerization. Lineage: Eukaryota; Viridiplantae; Streptophyta; Magnoliopsida; Sapindales; Anacardiaceae. The transcript has a single exon.